Molecule: messenger RNA, 1107 nt
Organism: Brenthis ino (lesser marbled fritillary)
Lineage: Eukaryota; Metazoa; Arthropoda; Insecta; Lepidoptera; Nymphalidae
Source: the annotation of a GenBank genome assembly
AUGGCCAGUAAAGAGCAAGAAGCCUUAGAGAAGAGUUCCGGAAGCACAGUCGAAUUAAAGCGAGAAUUAGGAUUAUUCUCUGCUAUUAAUUUAAUUUUGGGAGUAAUGAUUGGAUCAGGAAUAUUUGUGUCUCCAUCAUCCGCUUUAGAACAUUCCGGUUCCGUUGCUUUGUGCCUAAUAAUAUGGACUGUUUCUGGAAUUAUAUCUUUAUUAGGAGCACUUUCAUUUGCCGAAUUAGGAACAGUCCUUGGAAAAUCUGGCGCAGAAUAUUCUUAUUUUCAAGAAGCAUUUGGAAAAUGUCAUAAAUAUUGGGGACCUCUACCGUCAUUUAUAUGCGCCUGGAUAUACGUUAUGAUAUUAAGACCAGCAGAAGUAGCUAUUAUUGUGAUGACUUUUGCGGAAUACGCUAUGCAGCCUUUUACAACAGAUAUAAAUCCUGAUCAUAAAAGAACUGCAAUUAAGCUUGGAUCAUUGGCAGCUUUGUAUGGUUUAUCAGAGGAAAUAAAACGAUUAAAAUUACGAUGUCUUGAUGCGUGCAAUAUAAUCGAAAACUCUCCUUUGGACGCCAAUAUUACCCCGAAUAACAUUGGUGAUAAAGCACUUUGCUAUGUAGAAGGUCUUCGAACUGAGAUUCAGAAUUCUAUAACAAUAAUUCCAACGGACGAAAAUUUGAUAAUCAGCCAAUUUCUUGCUGAAAUAAAAGAUAAGACGGAGCAAGUUGAGGAACUUGCAGCAUUUACUCGUGGUUCUAUAUGUGAUGUUGAUAAAGAAAUACAAAGAUUAAAUAACCUAACUAAAACAGCACAAGAAGCUCUAUCUAGACCGAGAAUAGUACAAAAAGAAAUUCAUCCAGAACAUCUACAGAAGGCCAAAGAAACUUUUCAUGUAUUAAAGAAUGAACUUCACGGGCUUAUACAAUCAUUAUUUCCGAAUUCUAGUGAUCAUAUCAUGGAUGUUAUGGGACAACUUAUGCAAGAAAAGUUAAAUGAAGAAUCCAAUGGUUAUAUACAAAUCACUCGGGAAGAUUAUCAGAUUGUUAAAUUACUGCAAGAUAUGAAUAUUAUUAUAGCUAAUCCAUACAAUAACAUGGAAGUUAAAAUUGCUCAU